Molecule: messenger RNA, 2058 nt
Organism: Entrophospora sp. SA101
Lineage: Eukaryota; Fungi; Glomeromycota; Glomeromycetes; Entrophosporales; Entrophosporaceae
Source: the annotation of a GenBank genome assembly
AUGACUAGGGAAAAAUUAAAAAGAGAUGGAGGAAAUUCUAAUACUUUUAAAAAUAACCUAGAAAAUGACUUAAAAGCGAAGUUUGAAAAGACAGAAAAAGAAUUAGCAGAAAAACAGCAAGCCGAAGAACUGGAAAAAAAGAAAAAAGAGUUAGAAGAACAAAAAAAAGACCAGGAAAACCCAGAAAUAGCCCAACUAACUGCUUUAAAAAACCAAACCAAAGACUUUUUUAGAAACCUGGAAAAAAUGUGUGAAAAUGGAUUUCCUAAAUUGCUAACUAAUGAUGAUUAUAACGGAUUAAUUAUUGCCAUUAAUGACCCCAAUUCUCCCAGUAAUGAUGAAUUAAAAGAAUUAAAAUUGUCUGAGGAAUAUUAUAACCUUAUCGAACAAUAUUUUGAAGAAGCCAAGGCAGAAGUUAAAAAACAGAAUAGAGAGGAGAAAACCGAACUAGUUAAUAAUAAGAAUGGGAAUUUGGGAACAAUAUUGUUUAUAGAAGCCCAAAUCACUCUCAAUAGAGAAACCCGCGAAUUAUCAAGGAAAAAACUAUUAGACCAUUUAAUCUACAAUUGCGGAGAUUAUCAUCCAGUUAGUUUGGAAGGCAUGGUAGGAAGAAUUAGCAGUUUCCUUACCGAAAAAGAAAGACUAGAAAAAGAAAUAGAAGAUUUAAGAAAAGCGGAUGAAAAAAAUAGAAAAUUGAGUAGAGAAGAAAGAAUAAAAGCAUCCGAAAAAGAACAAGAACUUCAAGCCCAAAUUGAAGUUUUAACGAAAGAUAGAAUUGAGAUAGGAAAAAUCCACGAAGGUUCAAUUGAAGCCAGUUUAGAAGUUAUAAAUGAUAAAGUAUUAAUUCCCUUAAAAAUAAAAAAACUUGGUAGUCAUAGUGAAAAAGGUGAGAAUGGAAAUGAAUUAGGUUCAUUGGAUGUUUACAAUAAUUAUGAGAUAAUAACUCCUAACAAAACAAUUGUUUUCGCUAAUUCCUUUAAAAAAGAAAAGGAGGCAAACAACAAAACAACAAAAUACACAGAAGUGGAUGCCGAAGAAACUAAUAAUGGAAAAGAGGAAGAAGACAAAGAACAAGAAAAUAAGCAAGAGGAAAUCAAAGAAACUUGCCCCCAUUGUCAAGAAGAAAAAACCGACCAAACAAUCGGUAAAACCAACCGCAAGAAUAAUCCAAAAGAAAAGAAACUAAAAAACUACUAUGAUAUUUUGGAAGUAAAAAAAGAUGCUUCUGAGGAAGAAAUUAAAGCGGCUUAUAAAAGAAUGUCACGAAAGUAUCACCCUGAUAAAGCUACUAAAAACGGAUUAACCACCGAAGAAGCUACCGAGAAAUUCCAAGAACUUCAUACCGCUUAUGAAGAAUUAACCGAACAAGUCCAAAAACAAGCCCGCCGAAAGAAAUUAUCUUCGCAAACUGGAAUAAUAGCCUUAUUUGUAAUAGUAGGGAUAGGUGUUAUCAAAUAUAGAGAUGUCAAAAUUAUUAACAAAACUGCUACCGGACUACCUAUUUAUGAAUGUAUUAACAAGACAACUGAUGGUAAAUGUAAAAGUCUGCAAGUCGGAAAAAAAGGUAGCGGUCUAGUCUUACAAAAGGGCGACCAGUGUUUUGAUUGUCAAUUUGCCGGACUACCUUACUUACAAACGAACAGCAACUCAACCCAACUUUUAGUGCCAAAAUCUCCCCAUCGCAGAUCUCGUUCUUUUGGUAAUCUAACUACUCAACCUAGUGAAGAUAGCGACUUAAUGUCACCCACCAACUCUAAUUUACGCCGACGCGGAGCCAUUUCCAAAACCAAAAAUGAAGAAGAGGAUAACGAUUCCAACCUUAAUCAAUCAAUGACCAGUGAUGGGAGCGAAGAAACUCCAAUCACAGUGACUAAUUUGGCUCUCGAUUUAAACGAAUUAAUUACAACUCUUAAAGAUUUUUUUAUUCAGCAAGACACCACUGAAUUAAUCCAAACUAAGCAACAGUUAAUGCAAGCACUAAUCAUCCAGCAAAAGUUAACCAGCGAAAAUGAACGGUUAAAACAGCAAAUCAGCGAGCUGCGACAAGAUAAGUUAUGA